UAACCAUCAAACAAGCAUCUCUUCAAUGGAGGAAGAAUAAGGCUUCACAUCAGAAUAUAUGCAUGAAAACAAGAACAAAGACAUUAAGAAUAUGUUCGCUUAUUUAUCUUGUUUAUAUCAACAACAUUUCACAUUUUACCAGGGAAAAAAAAAGCAAGAAUACCCAGUUAGAGGAAUUAAUGCAAAAUUUGCAACUAGGGGGAAGAGGGUAAAGUUGCCAUGAGCAGCAGCUCCAACAGUUUCAAUUUCACGUCCUCACCAGGAGGAGAUCGGAGAAGGGGACGUGAAUAUGGUUUUAAUACUUACGUCCCUAUCAGCGAUGACAGGAAUUAUCCCUCGUCUUCAAUUCCCGUUAUUACUCGCUCCACUCCCUCUCAGGCCACUCUUGAUGGAAGCAGAGGUUCCUCUUAUGAUCCAUGGCGACCAAUAGACGAAACAUUAACAGGACCUUUAGGCUUACUUGGUUUUUAUAUGCGACCAAAUUCGAUAGGGCCAUUUCUUGUGGUGAACAAUGGCCUGGCAAGGCAGUCUCCUCCUCCAGGACCAGCGGAAGGCUUUGCUAGUUCCUCACAUGAAGAGUCGAGAUUGAGCCAAGAUGAGCAAAUCAAGGCAUUGAAGAAGCUAAGGAAAGAAAUUUACAAUCCUUCCCCCAAAAGGAUUUCUAGUAGAAUGUGUUUGUAUUAUAGAGACCAAGCUCUAAACGUCUUGAAUGAGAGGGCAAGAGAGAAAGAAGAGGAUGGGAAGAGUUGUGUUGUUUGUUUAGAAGAUUUUGAGCCUAAGGAGGCGGUGAUGCUAACCCCAUGCAACCAUAUGUUUCAUGAGGAAUGCAUCGUUCCAUGGGUCAAGAGCCAUGGCCAAUGCCCUGUCUGUAGGUUUGCAAUUUGUGACAGAAUUGGAGGCGGCACUGCAGGACCCUUCAAUAAUAUCACAAAUAUACCAGCGAGUGAUCUACCAGCUAGAGAUCUAAUUUCAUUCUUGAGAUCAGUUGGAGCCAUAUAAAGGCUCUAUUGUAGUUGAGGGUAUGUAAAUUUCAAAUGAAUCAGCUUUCAACCAUCAAAGAAAAGAAAAAGGCAAUUAAAAAAGAAGAACAAUAAAUAAAAGAAAGAAGAUUGAUCCAAA
This is a messenger RNA of Jatropha curcas, 1119 nucleotides long. RefSeq names its product RING/U-box superfamily protein. Lineage: Eukaryota; Viridiplantae; Streptophyta; Magnoliopsida; Malpighiales; Euphorbiaceae. Gene Ontology annotation, molecular function: ubiquitin protein ligase activity. Gene Ontology annotation, biological process: ubiquitin-dependent protein catabolic process. The record is from RefSeq and is a predicted model, not a curated record.